GAAUAAUGCUACUUUGACAGUGAGCGAGUCCAGCUAGCAGCACUUCUUAGCUCCGCAGACUGACCUCCGCUCCCAACAUGGCUGGUGUUCGAGCUCUUGGUGUUCUCUCCAGAUUGUCAGGCAGACGAUAUGCUCUUUUCUCAGGCAAUACUUUCCGCACCUUCUCAGUAGCUCCAGCCAUGCUUGCCCGAACCCAUGUUAACUAUGAAGUCAAGAAUGAUGUUGCUGUCAUACGGAUCAAUGAUCCGAACUCCAAGGUUAACACACUGUCAAUUCAGAUGCAAAAGGAGAUGACGGAAGUGAUGAAUGAAGUGUGGGCCAACGAGGCUGUUAAAAGUGCUGUUCUCAUCUCCUCAAAGCCAGGAUGCUUCAUUGCAGGAGCUGAUAUCAAUAUGAUCCAGGCCUGCAACAAUGCAGAGGAGGUUACAAAACUCUCUCAGGAAGGACAGAAGAUGUUUGAGCAGAUUGAAAAAUCUCCGAAACCUGUUGUUGCCGCCAUCAAUGGUUCUUGUUUAGGAGGAGGGUUGGAGUUUGCCAUUGCCUGUCAGUACAGAAUUGCAACUAAAAGCAAGAAGACAGUUCUUGGUACUCCUGAAGUAAUGCUGGGCCUUCUACCUGGAGCUGGUGGCACACAGAGACUUCCUAAAGUGGUUGGGCUUCCAAGUGCCUUCGACAUGAUGCUUACAGGAAGAAACAUCAGAGCAGAUAAAGCCAAGAAGAUGGGGCUUGUCCACCAGCUUGUAGACCCACUAGGACCUGGGCUUAAAGGUCCAGAAGAGAGAACAAUUGAGUACUUGGAAGAAGUUGCUGUUGAAUGUGCCAGAGGGAUUGUCAACAAGAAGAUCCUUCUUCAGAAAGAAAAAAACAUGAUGCAGAAAAUUCAAGACUAUGUGAUGAACUUUGAGUUUGUACGGAAUCAAAUUUAUAAAACAGUCCACGGUAAAGUCAUGAAGCAGAGCAAGGGACUUUAUCCGGCACCUCUGAAAAUCAUUGAAUGUGUGAAGACUGGAAUAGAGCAGGGCCCCAUUGCUGGAUAUUUGGCAGAGUCUCAGAAUUUUGGGCAGUUGGGAAAAACGUCUGAAUCAUCCGCCCUGAUUGGCCUGUAUCACGGUCAAGUAGCAUGCAAGAAGAAUCGCUUUGGAACGCCGGAAAGAGAAGUGAAAACUCUUGCCAUUUUGGGAGCAGGUCUGAUGGGAGCAGGUGUUGCCCAGGUGACUGUGGACAAAGGCGUCCACACAAUCCUCAAGGACACCACCGUGGAAGGAUUGGCCAGGGGAGAGCAGCAGGUUUACAAAGGGCUGAAUGACAAGACCAAGAAGAAGAGCAUCUCAUCCUUUCAGAGGGACUCCAUACUGUCCAACUUGACCGGCCAGCUGGAUUACAAGGGCUUUGAAAAGGCUGACAUGGUUAUUGAAGCUGUGUUUGAGGAUAUUAACAUCAAGCAUGCCGUCCUGAAGGAGGUUGAAGCUGUGGUCCCCCCUCACUGUAUAUUUGCAAGCAACACUUCUGCUCUCCCCAUCAAGCACAUUGCUGCUGCCAGCAAGAGACCAGACAAGGUUAUUGGAAUGCACUACUUCUCUCCGGUGGACAAGAUGCAGCUCCUCGAGAUUAUAACCACUGAUAAGACAUCAAAAGACACUACAGCAUCUGCUGUGGCAGUGGGCCUGAAGCAGGGCAAAGUCAUCAUAGUUGUUGGGGAUGGACCUGGAUUCUACACAACAAGGUGUCUGGCUCCUAUGUUGGCUGAAGCCGUAAGAGUACUUCAGGAAGGAGUGGACCCCAAGAGGCUGGAUGCCCUUACAACCAGCUUCGGGUUCCCUGUGGGCGCGGCCACGCUGGCUGAUGAAGUCGGCAUUGAUGUUGCAGCUCAUGUGGCCGAAGAUCUCGGCAAAGCCUUUGGCUCCCGUUUUGGUGGUGGAAAUGUGGAGGUUUUAAAGACCAUGGUGGAUCAGGGAUUUAAAGGACGGAAAUCAGGAAAAGGUUGCUACAUCUACCAGCCAGGCCGCAAAAGCAAAGAUGUGAACCCAGAGGUUGGAGACAUCCUUGAGAAAUUCAGAAUGACACCGAAUCCUGCUGUGUCAUCUGACUCUGAUGUGCAGUACAGGCUCGUGUCUCGGUUCGUUAACGAGGCGGUGCUGUGCCUGCAAGAGGGCAUCUUGAACAACCCGUUGGAAGGAGACAUCGGCGCUGUAUUUGGACUGGGAUUCCCCCCCUACCUCGGAGGACCUUUCCGCUUUGUAGACACUUAUGGUGCUGCCAAACUGGUGGAGAAGAUGAGGAAAUUUGAGGCAGUAUACGGGAAUCAGUUCACUCCAUGCCAGCUCCUACUGGAUCACGCAAAAGAUUCCAGCAAGAAAUUUCACAAGUGACCGACUCACCAGUGCUGCCAGUAGCUCCUAAUAAACUACAGUUUGUCACUUAACAUGUGCCCAACAUCGAUUAGUAGGGAGGGGAAUCAUACUGACAGUACACUUUGACCGUUUAUUAGGUGCAACCAACCUAAAGCGGUGCUGUCUGAUGGGCGACUCCUGCAGUAAUUUGAAUUUAAAUUUCAUAACAGUUCUAAUUUUUAAUUUGUGUUUAUUUUUCUAGAGAUGUGUAAAUUUGAGUCAAUUAUCAUUUAUGAAGGUAAAAUUGUUUUUGCUCCUCUUGUGGCUGUAUUUAACCUGUACUCAUUGGUUUGAACAAUGAAGAGCUUCUAAAGUUUUCUAAAUGAUCAUGAACUUGAUUCAGCACUUGAACUGUUUGGACAGAAGUGAAAUACUUCAGCCUGCAUUUGUUUUAGCUCGGUGUACCUAAUAAACCGGCAAGUGCGUGCAUAAUGACAGCAAAGGUGGAUGGCUGUGUUUAAUUUUUUUUACACGAAUGUUGACUUGAUGUGUGAUUAAGCGGUGUAUGGACAUCAGUUAUUUACACAUCGCAUCUGUAAAGACAUGUCUUCAAAGAGGAAAUGUUUCCUGCUGCCAAAUUACUUCCUAAAUAUCAGUGAAUGUUAAGGUACAUCACACUUCAGCAAGUGUCUUGUUUUCUUUGUACAUUAAAGGUUUCCUUGCUUGGUAUGGAGCAAUAUGUAAAUGUGAAGCUUCAAUAAAAAUGUUAAGUUUUGCUUUUCCA
This is a messenger RNA of Girardinichthys multiradiatus, 3114 nucleotides long. RefSeq names its product hydroxyacyl-CoA dehydrogenase trifunctional multienzyme complex subunit alpha b (gene hadhab). Gene Ontology annotation, cellular component: mitochondrion; mitochondrial fatty acid beta-oxidation multienzyme complex. Gene Ontology annotation, biological process: fatty acid beta-oxidation. Lineage: Eukaryota; Metazoa; Chordata; Actinopteri; Cyprinodontiformes; Goodeidae. The coding region runs from base 78 to 2369 and encodes 763 amino acids. Gene Ontology annotation, molecular function: enoyl-CoA hydratase activity; long-chain (3S)-3-hydroxyacyl-CoA dehydrogenase (NAD+) activity; NAD+ binding. The transcript has 20 exons. The record is from RefSeq and is a predicted model, not a curated record.